Alnus glutinosa is the source of this 1023-nucleotide messenger RNA. RefSeq names its product F-box/kelch-repeat protein At3g06240-like. Bases 1 to 1023 code for a protein of 340 amino acids. Gene Ontology annotation, molecular function: protein binding. NCBI's taxonomy places the organism in Eukaryota, Viridiplantae, Streptophyta, Magnoliopsida, Fagales, Betulaceae. The transcript is spliced from 6 exons. The record is from RefSeq and is a predicted model, not a curated record.
AUGUCAAACAGUCUACCAAAUGAAGCUAUUGCCAAAAUCCUCUCACGACUGCCUGUUGAGUCGGUCAUUAGAUUCAGGUGCGUUUCUAAGACAUUGUGCUCUCUCAUCUCCAGCCCCUAUUUCAUCGCCACCCACCUCAGCCGCGCUCUUUCCAACCCCCAAAACUCAUCCAACAUUGUGUUCCACCAUUUCGACUACAGACUCAAGAAAGACCGAUCACCUGCCAUCUGCAUCCACCUGCUUUCCCUUGAUUCAGAAAAACAAGAGAGGAGUUUGGUAACUGAACGAUUUGAUCUUAAUUUCACAAGAGAUCCAUCAGAUUUCAUAGGAUCGCGUUGCUUCCGCGAUUGCAUGAAAGUAAUUGGUUCAUCUAACGGUAUCUUUUGUCUCACCAAAGAUUUUGAUUCAUACUUUCUCUGCAACCCUUGUAUUCAAAAAGCCAUAUCCAUUCUGUAUUGCCCCAAGACUGACGAUUACAAAGUGGUGAGGGUUGUAGAUGUCGAAGGCACCACUCGUUCUCUGGUUGAUAUUUAUACGCUUCGAACCGGUGCAUGGCGCUCUUUUACGGCCCCCGGUCUUCCCUACAACUUUAGUGAAUCCAACACCGGCGGUACUAUUUUCUUUAAUGGGGCAGUCCAUUGGCCAGCUUGCACUCGAGAGCACCAGUGCCCGUUUCGCCAUUUGAUCGUGUUGUUCGAUAUGGAGGAUGAGGUGUUUCGUGAAAUGGCUGUGCCAAAGAUAGUUGAUGGGUUGCUUGCUGUUAUACCCUACGGGGACGAUGAGGAUAUGCCCGUGUGGGUGAUGAAAGAGUAUGGAAGAGCGGAAUCAUGGAUUAAGCAGUUCGAUAUUAAGUUUUUGUGUGUGGAUCAUAUGAGCCUUACUCUACUGAAUGUAGCAGAUGGAAUAUCAGGAGUGCAAGCAACUUUGUCUUGUGUUAGUUGGGACAGUGAUUCAGUUGCGAACAAGCAGGAAAAGGCUGGUAGUUGCAGUCCUACUGGAAUUCUUGAAGCCCAGUUGAACUAG